This is a messenger RNA of Cetraspora pellucida, 1116 nucleotides long. Lineage: Eukaryota; Fungi; Glomeromycota; Glomeromycetes; Diversisporales; Gigasporaceae. The record is from the annotation of a GenBank genome assembly.
UUACCCGGGCAAUUGAUUUACAUCGAAUUCGCUCCGCCCCAAAUAUGGAAUAGUCCUCAAUUGUUGCUUUGCCCAUCUCAUAAAUACGCCUACUAUCUCGACUACCAUGAUGAUAAGUUUCAAAUAAUAAUGUCAGACAUCUUUUCUGAAAUUCCUUACGAAAUUGUAGUGAAGAUCCUUACUUUUUUACCUGCAAAAGAUCUUUGUUCCAUUUCUUUGGUUAACAAAAAUCUUUUAUCAUUCAUCCAAGAUGAUUACGUUUGGCAAUCAAUUUGUAUUAAUCAAUUUCCUGCAAGUCAUGUUUCUGAGGAACGAAAGAAUAUGAUCGCAAAGGAGGCCACUUUGAGAGUUCAAAGUACAAACGAGUCAGAAAACCGAUCAGAUCAAAAUAUUUUUGGAACCAUUAUUUCUAACUUAGCAAAUCUAGUUUUGAAUACUCCUUCAGUAACAAGUAAUAACGAUGUAAACGUUAGUGAACGUAGUGAAUGGAAAAGACUUUACAGGAGGCUAUGUAAGUCAUUAGCCAUUACUCUACAAGUUCCGAUACAAAUGCAUACAAAUUUAAUUGAUAGUGGAGAUGCAAUUGGCCUAUUAAUUAAGAUAAUUAAUAUACAAGCUAUUUACAUCUCCAAUCGGCAUAUUAAUUUUAUUGCCGAAGAACGGGGCGUCAUCUGGUUAGAUUGUCAAGAGGGAGGAGGAAAUAAUCACCAUUGGCGAACCCUCGAAGAUUCGCGAAGCGAAUUUGGAAAAGUUGUUUAUUUAAGAUCUGUUUGGUGGUUUGAUGUUUCGUCGAAUCUAAAGUCCAUUCUACCUGGUACAUACGACGUUGUAUGGCGAUUAAAGAUUGAAUCAUAUCGUUGGGCCAUUCAAGGUUUAAACUUCUGCACAACUGUUAUUGAAAGAUUAGAGGAUGAAAUUGAUGCUGAAGCUGCUAUUCAUGAUAAACAACAUUAUAGUCACAUUCCACAACCUACAAUGUACGCCAAUCUUGCCAGCAAAAACGAAUGGGUCGAGUAUUGUUUACCCUAUAAAAUUGUUAUACCUGAGCGAAAAAUUGUUGAUGGCGACCUCAUACUAGGCAAAAUUUGGAGUUUAACGGAUUAUAAGCUUCAAUGA